This is a messenger RNA of Aphis gossypii (cotton aphid), 1503 nucleotides long. RefSeq lists its product as uncharacterized. The record is from RefSeq and is a predicted model, not a curated record. Gene Ontology annotation, biological process: telomere maintenance; DNA repair. Gene Ontology annotation, molecular function: DNA helicase activity. The transcript is spliced from 2 exons. Lineage: Eukaryota; Metazoa; Arthropoda; Insecta; Hemiptera; Aphididae. Bases 1 to 1503 code for a protein of 500 amino acids.
AUGUGUGAAGCAGAUCCAUUCGCAGCGACGCUGAUGUACGUUGAAAUGCCCAAGUAUUACACUUGGAAUCAAUCAACAAAGAAAUUCCAACGUCGCAAACAAGGAACCCCAGUUCCAGACUGGCCACAGGUGUUUUCAACUGAUGCACUAGGUCGUAUGUACACUGUUCAUCCUAGAAACGAUGAAUGUUUUUAUUUGCGACUGCUGUUAGUAAAUGUACGUGGACCGAAAUCAUUUGCGCAUUUGAAAACUGUGAAUGGCCACCAAUGCCAAACAUAUCGAGAAGCAUAUUCAGUUGUUUCAUCAAAUGCGUACCAAAUACGAACGCUGUUCGCAAUUAUCAUCACCACAUGUUUUCCUUCACAACCAAUUCAGUUAUGGAACAAAUACAAAGACGCCAUAUGUGAAGAUAUCUUGCAUCGCUUGCGUAUUCAAACGAAUAAUCCUGACAUCCAAAUAACCGAUGAAAUCUACAAUGAAGGAUUGAUUCUGAUUGAGGAUCAAUGCUUGACUAUUGCAAACAAGCUACUGAUUGAAGUAGGAAUGAUUGCGCCAAAUCGAUCGAUGCACGAUGCAUUCAACCAAGAAUUAAAUCGAGAGCUGCAAUACAAUGUUGAUACAUUGCAGGAAUUCGUUAGAAAUAAUGUUCCGUUGCUGAAUGAACAGCAAAAACAAGUAUACAAAACAUUAAUGCAAGCGGUGGACAAUAAUACUGGUGGUCUAUUCUUCCUGGAUGCACCUGGAGGAACAGGGAAAACAUUUGUCAUUUCAUUGAUUUUGGCCACUAUUCGAUCAAGAUGUGACAUAGCUUUGGCGUUAGCAUCAUCUGGAAUUGCGGCGACUCUUCUAGAUGGCGGUCGUACUGCACAUUCUGCGCUUAAGUUGCCACUCAAUUUAAACACAAUUGAUACUCCAACGUGCAAUAUUUCCCGAUCCAGUGCAAUGGGAAAAUUGUUAAUGCAAUGCAAGCUCAUUGUUUGGGAUGAGUGCACAAUGGCACAUAAGAAAUCACUUGAAGCACUUAACUUCACACUGAAGGAUCUUCGGAGAAAUAACAACAUCUUUGGCGGCUUGAUGAUAUUGUUGGCAGGCGAUUUCAGGCAGACGUUGCCAGUAGUUCCCCGUGGAACGCCUGCAGAUGAAUUGAAUGCUUGCCUAAAGGCAUCACCUUUAUGGAAUAACGUAAAAACAUUAUCGCUAACCACUAAUAUGAGAGUUCAACUUCAAAAUGAUCAAAGUGCUGCACAAUUUUCCAAACAAUUGUUAGAUCUUGGAAAUGGAAAAGUCCCAGUUGAUGCGACAUCUGGAUUAAUUACUCUUACCAACGACUUUUGCCGAUUUGUAGACACUCAAUUAGUUCUUAUUGAAAAUGUUUUCCCAAACAUUAGUGAGAAUUAUAAGAAUUAUGCUUGGUUAAGUCAACGAGCAAUUCUUGCAGCAAAGAAUAAUGAUGUCCACGCACUGAAUUUCACCAUUCAAUCAAAAUUGCUGGCGAUUUGGUGA